UUGUGAUGUAAGAAAAAUAAAAUAUUCGCAAUAAUUUUAAAAAAAUGUUAGCACAAUAAUUUACUCCAAAAAAACGAUGCUAUUAAACCAGGUAAAUAGGCUUGUUACCAAGCGUUCCUUAAUAAACCAAUUUUUCCGACAUACACAUUCGAAAACAUCGGAAGUUCUUUACCCAUUGGAAAGUAGGAGAAUAAUACAAAUUUCAGGAAAAGAUGCCGCUGUAUUCUUACAAGGUCUUAUCACAAACGACAUGCGGCACUUUGAUGAAGGCGCCCAGUCCAUAUAUACCAUGUUUUUAAACAACAAGGGCAGGGUCUUGUACGACACACUGAUACACAAAUGGGAUGCAGAGGAUUCAUUUCUGAUCGAAUGUGACAAAAAUAUUACUAGUUUAUUGCAAAAACAUUUAAAGAUGUUCAAACUGAAAAGACGUGUUGAUAUUCAAGAUAUGAGCCAAGUCAAGUUAUGGUCAUUAUUACCUCAAACAAAUGAAACAUUUGAUAGAAAUCUUGAUCUCAAAACAGGGGUAAAAUUGUACAAAGAUCCCAGGAUAGCAGACUUAGGCUACAGAGUUUUAACACCUUCAUCAUUGAAGGGCAUUGAAGUAGCAGAGAGAAUUGGAGAGAAUGUUAAAGUAGAAGGAAAUGAAGAUGGCUAUAAAUACCUGAGAUAUAAACUUGGUGUGAGCGAGGGAGCAGAAGACCUUGUUCCUGCAACCUGUUUUCCUCUAGAAGUGAACUGUGACUAUCUACAUGGAGUGAGUUUUCAUAAAGGCUGCUAUAUUGGACAAGAGUUAACAGCACGGGUUCACCAUACAGGAGUUGUAAGGAAGAGAAUCAUGCCUAUUAAAUUUCAAGAACAUGUUAAUGAGCAUCUCGAUAAAGAUGCUGAGAUCUCAGUAAGCAACAAGCCUAAAGCCAAAGUAGGAAAAUUGAAAAGUUAUCUCCGAGACUAUGGUUUAGGAUUGGUUAGGAUAAAGGACGCUGUUGAAGCGAAUGGUCUGUGUAUUGGCAAUUGUACAGGAGAAGUUAUGAAGCCAUCCUGGUGGCCAGUUGAAGCACCCAAAGAGAAAUUAAAUUUGAACAAAGAAUAGAUAAUUGGAUUACUGAAAACUAUUAUCAAAUUCUUUAACUUAUUAUCUACCUACUCAUUAUGAAAAUGGCAGAGAAAUCUAAAGAGCCAGAACAAAUAGUUUAUAGUUUUCAAUGUACUGCUUGCAAUAUGACAGAGAAAGCAAGCUACAAGGGAACACAUCCACCUUUUUCUCGCAACAUGGAGCUAAAAUAUCCAAGUU
Messenger RNA from Plodia interpunctella (Indianmeal moth), 1294 nucleotides. RefSeq lists its product as uncharacterized. Gene Ontology annotation, molecular function: protein binding. Gene Ontology annotation, cellular component: mitochondrial matrix. The coding region runs from base 77 to 1093 and encodes 338 amino acids. The transcript has 2 exons. The record is from RefSeq and is a predicted model, not a curated record. NCBI's taxonomy places the organism in Eukaryota, Metazoa, Arthropoda, Insecta, Lepidoptera, Pyralidae. Gene Ontology annotation, biological process: iron-sulfur cluster assembly.